This is a messenger RNA of Menidia menidia (Atlantic silverside), 3609 nucleotides long. The record is from the annotation of a GenBank genome assembly. NCBI's taxonomy places the organism in Eukaryota, Metazoa, Chordata, Actinopteri, Atheriniformes, Atherinopsidae.
UUGACAUUUCAGGACAGCGAAAUGUCUGACUUUGAUCCUGCUCCGGGACCUGCGGUCAGCAGCAGGGAUGGGGAGAACGCACCACUUUACUGUAUCUGUCGGAAGCCGGACAUCAACUGCUUCAUGAUUGGCUGCGACAACUGCAGUGAGUGGUUCCACGGACACUGCAUCAACAUCACAGAGAAGAUGGCGAAGGCCAUCCAGGAGUGGUACUGCAUGAAAUGCAAAGGAGCAAACCCAUCUUUGGAAGUAAGGUAUAGAUCAAAGAAAAACCGCGACAAAGACACAGAGUCUGAUCGAACAGACAGGCAGUACAGCACCCCGAGCACACCGGACUACAAAAGCGAAAAGAGGCGUGGAUCAAAAGUGAAGCGUUCCGUUCGAAUGUGUGGGGAAUGUGAGCCCUGCAGGAGGACAGAGGACUGCGCACAGUGCGACUUCUGCAAAGACAUGAAGAAGUUUGGAGGCCCCAACAAAAUCAGACAGAAGUGCAGGUUCAGACAGUGUGAGGUUCGAGCCAGGAAAAUGCUGCGUGUGAAGGAUGAGGAGUUCUCUUUACGCGAAAGGCGGGAGAAUUCCCACCACAGACGGAGGCGCUACUCUGACGACUACGACAGCGAGGCGGAGCUCUAUCAGCAGUACAAGGCAGCAGGACUGGGCAGCAUGGCAUGGCCAACUGACGAUGAUGAUGAGCCAGCGUUCAGCCCUAUCAUGCGAAAGAAAGCUAUCAAAGUCAAGCACGUCAAGAGGCGAGAAAAGAAGUUUGACAAGAAGAAGGAGUCCCGUCGCCACAAGCAAAAGCAGAAACACAGAGACAGAAGCCGACACAGCGAGAGGGGGGAUUUUCGGGACAGCGGAGGUCAGCAUCAGUGCCUGGGGCCAAACUGUGUGGAAGCAGCGAGAGCCAACUCCAAAUACUGCUCCGAGGAGUGUGGUAUGAAGCUGGCAGCCAACCGGAUCUACGAGAUCCUCCCCCAGCGUAUCCAGCAGUGGCAGCAGAGUCCCUGCAUCGCCGAGGAGCACGGCAAGAAGCAGCUGGAGCGCAUCCGGCGCGAGCAGCAGAGCGCCCGGCUCCGCCUCACCGAAAUGGAGAGGCGCUUCCACGAACUGGAGGGCAUCAUCGCCAAGGCCAAGCAGCAGGCGGUCCAGCAGGACGAGGAGGUUAAUGAAGGUGACAGCGAGGACACAGACCUGCAGAUCUUCUGUGUCUCCUGCAGUCAUCCCAUCAACCCAAAGGUGGCCCUGAGACACAUGGAGAGGUGCUACGCAAAGUAUGAGAGUCAGACCUCCUUUGGGAGCAUGUACCCCACCAGAAUUGAGGGUGCAACCAGACUUUUCUGUGACGUGUACAACCCCCAAAGCAAGACGUAUUGCAAGAGGCUUCAGGUUCUGUGUCCGGAGCAUUCCAGAGAUCCAAAGAUCCCAGUGGAUGAGGUGUGUGGAUGCCCUCUAGUGAAGAAUGUGUUUGAGCUGACAGGAGACUACUGCAGAGUCUCCAAAAGAAAGUGCAACAAGCAUUACAACUGGGAAAAGCUGAGGAGAGCCGAGGUGGACCUGGAACGUGUCAGGGUGUGGUACAAACUGGACGAGCUCUUUGAGCAGGAGCGAAAUGUCAGGACCGCCAUGACCAACAGAGCCGGCCUUCUGGCUCUGAUGCUGCACCAGACUAUUCAGCACGACCCCGUGACCACGGAUCUUCGAAGCAACAAGGAUAGGUAAUGCAUGGUAAAGAUCCAGCAUAUCCCUAUCCUGCAAAGUGGAAAAUACCUCUUUUAUUGUUACUGGGGUGCCAAGCAUCAGGAAAACUGCAACCGAAAGGCUCUGUCUGUUCAGGAGACUGAACAGCUGACAACAGUCUGACUGCCCUCCCAUAUCUCUGUGGCCAGGCUCCAGCAGUUCAACCUAGGGGCAGAAUGAAGUGACACCGGUUUAAACGGGAUGCGUGCUCGGCUGUAGAAGUGGGCUUGCCAGUCGGAGAACCCUUCAGGCCACUUGGGAGAGGACCCUGGAGCUUAAAUGGACGUGGACGCAGCGGAGAGUCGAACUCCUGGCAGUGCACCUGUGGCGGAAAAUGAGAAGGAAACCACUGAGAGGGAAUGUCCCGAAACAGAAAAUAGUUCUGAGGAGGCCCCGGUGCCCUCGAAUGAGACUAAAGACAACCCCAGCCCUGAUGCUGCCCCUGUGGAAGGCCCUCUGGCCGAGGUGAAGGAGGAGGUUAAGUCUGCGGGGGGCGAGCCUCCCAUGGACUGGUUCGAGCCACUCGAAGACGAUGAUGACGACGACCGUGAUGAUGAUGAUGAAGACGACGAGGACGAUGCAAAUAGCCCAGGUCGAAAUGAUCCAGAAGAAGAGAGCGUGGCAGGAGAAAGUGAAAGGAGCGAAAGCGUCGGAGGCAACGAGAAGCCCUUGAGGAGGCGUUAUCGGAUGCACGCCACUCGUCGCAAGCGACCCCAGCGCGAUGAGGGAUGGAUCGAGUGGCCCAUUCUCGCAGAGGGUUGGAAACGCAAAGAGGUUGUGCGACGUUCAGGGUCCAGCAUUGGUCAGAAGGAUGUGUAUUACCUCAGUCCACAGGGCGAUCGAGUGAGAAGCAGGGUGGAGCUAACCACUGUUCUCCAGGGCCAUCUUGACUUGACAAAUUUUGAUUAUAAGACUGGCAAGUUUUACGCGGGCGAAGCACUGCCCGUAAGAGUUCGAGCUAGAGGAAAGAGAAAACUGCGCGAUCGCUCUUCUUCAGAGUCGAGCUGGAUGGAGAGAGGAGAGGGGGCGGAGACCCCUGACUCCCACCACAGGCUGACUCCCAACACCGGGCCCAAAAACGUCAACAGCAGCCAAACCAGCAUCUCUCUAAACAGCCCAAGUGGAACCUCCAAGCAAGCCUGCCCAGCUGAGGACCCCCCCGCGGACCAUAAGACUAAACCUCCGCUCCCCUCGUCGUCUCGGCUGCUUCCGAUUCCAUCCAUAAAUGGAGAAAUAGGGUCAGAGGACAGCACUCUGGUCUGUGCCAAGUGUGGCAUUUCCUUCACAGGUACAUCGUACGACAAGCAAAGAAAGAGGCCCUGCUGCCCUGGCUGCUGGGCCGCGUCCAAGACCAAAGAGCAUCCCAUGAUCCGCUUCAGGAAGUGGAUUCCCUGCGGUGAGUGUGUGGGGUGUCAAAACACUGUUAACUGUGGACAGUGUGCCAACUGCAAGCACGGACUGCAGAGCCCAGAAUCCAGGAGGCGCAUAUGUCGGAAACGCAGAUGUAUAUGUCCUAUUCGUAAGAGCCCUCGAAGUGGAGGAGAUCAGAGAUCUUACGCAGAUGUUCCAGAAACAUUUGAUGACAACAUGAGUCUCCAGAAUGAAGUCACAGACUCCCAGCAGCCAAGUCUCAAAAGCAGCGACACGGAGAACUUCUCGUUGAACGUGGACGAUGAAGAAGACGACAUGUCAACAGACGAUGAUGACGAUUGGCAUAAGAAGCGGAAGCGGCGUUCCUGCGGGGAGUGCAAAGCCUGCCUCUGCAGGAAAGACUGCGGCACGUGUGAUUUCUGUGUAGACAAGCCCAAGUUUGGAGGCAGCAACAAAAAGAGGCAGAAGUGCCGUUUGCGGCAGUGUCAGCGGCAGGCGAUG